CAACAUGGCCGACUAUUGAUGACAAAUUUUUAUUGAGGUUUACAAAAUUUUGCUGAUUGAGUCAGAUACUAUAUUUAAGAAUUCUGACUUAACUGGCUCAAGUCUUAUCACAGCCUCGAAGUUAGAGCGUGUUUACUGGCGUUUUAUUUUGCUGUCCAUUGUGACAGUAUAAACUAUACCACAGAUUGGUUUUAAUACUGUUUUUAAAAUGUCGAUGUAUGGCUACUCUGGAUCCAACUAUGAUCGCUUUGUUGAGAACGCCAACACCUCAACACUACACAAAAUGAAGGAGACAUAUUGGACAACGAAGCAGGCAGUGAUAAAGAAAUUAGGGAAAAAGGAAGAUGAACAUGUUGUGGCCUCAGACUCUCAGUUGGAUGCUAAACUGGAGGUGUUCAAGGCCAUCCAAAGAUCGAGUAUGGAACUGCUGCAUGUGAUAGAGAAAUACCAGGACAGAUUAUGUGUUGUGUCUCAGGAAGAAAACACAAUGGGCAGACUGCUGAAAGCCCACAGUAACAAGGACAAGACCAGGGCAGGCAAGAUGAUGGCAGCAGUGGGCAAGGCUGAGAGCAAUUCAGCUCAGGAGAGACUGGCACUCCACAACCCCCUGCGCAGGCUGUACCAGGAGGUGGAGACAUUCCGCUACAGGGCUGUCUCUGACACUCUGGUUACAAUCAACCGGAUGGAGAGUGCCAGAACAGAGUACAGAGGCGCUCUGCUCUGGAUGAAAAAUGUUUCUGAAGAGCUUGAUCCAGAUAUGUUUAAGCAGUUGGAGAAAUUCAGGAAGGUCCAGGGCCAGGUGCGUAAGACCAAGAGCAGGUUUGACAAGCUGAAGCUGGACGUGAUGCAGAAGGUGGACCUGCUGGCCGCCAGCCGGUGCAACAUGUUCUCCCACGUGCUGGCCAAUUACCAGACCAUGCUGCUACACUACUGGGAGAAGACCUCCAGGACCAUGUCCGCGGUGGCCGAGAGCUUCAAGGGAUAUCAGUAUUAUGAGUUUAAUAUGUUGAGGGAAUUAACAGAGACAAGUAAGAAACUGGCGUUAGAGUCUUCAAACAAAGAUCCAUCAGAAAAAGAUGAACUUGAUGACACAUCUAGCACUGAAGAACAUGAAAGGGGAGAAAGAUCAGACAGAUCCAGUAAUGACAAGUCCAAAAAGGACUCCAAAUCCUGGUCCAGUAUGAAAUUAAAAACAGAUUCCCCCUGGUUGAAGAAAGAUGCGUCAGAUUAUUGGAAGAAAGCCUCCGGCUUGUCAGCGCCACCCAACACGCGCCAGACUGAAACAAACAGCCAGCCAGAUGUUGAUGAUUUACUCGGUCUUGGGGAGGAUGAUAGUUUAAACAGUGCCACGGAGAAACUGCUAGCAGAUAGGGGUUUGAAGUCUGAUUUGAACUUUGAGCGGGCUUCCAUCUCUACUGUGUAUAGCUAUGAUCAGGACGAGCAGGCCGUUUUGACCAAGUACGCUGGGGAAGAAUCUGAAGAGGAAAGCCUGAUUUCCAUGGAUGAGACGGAGGAAGGGAGGGAUGCCAGAGACUCAGCAGCCUUUGAUGAGGCCCUGCUGGCCAACUUGAGGCUCAACCAACAGAAAGUCACCAAAGCUAAAAGUAGUGAAGAUAAAGACUCCGAGUUUGGGCCUUUCAUGGAUUUUACAGAGGACGACGCCAUGUCAAAAGACGAUGAUUUUGAUUUCACUGGUAAAAUUUUGGAAGCCGCAGCCAAGAACAAGGAGAUACAGAAAGGUGACGGCAAAGAAAGAGAUUUACUGACAGACCAACUGCAGCAGGUAGAUGACGACGCUGACAAGGAUGACAUGACACUCCUCAAUGAGAUCCUCAAUGCCCCCUCCACCGGGGAGGACGAGUUUGCUCAGGAGUGGAACUCUGUGUUUGGUGCCCACAGCGGCAUGACGCCAGACGUGGUCCCACAGGAGCCCGAGGUGGCCAGACAGAGGUCUGAGUUCCUCCCCUCCAGCUUGCUGGACACACAGAUGUCCAGUCUGAGUUCUGGCAUGGCAGGUGACCUCCUCCCCACUGGCAGUACAUCCCCUGCCUCUGCUUUACCAGCUCAGGGACUUCCUGCUGCUGGGACAGGAGCUCAGAGUAAAAAGGGACAGAAAUCAAAACCUCAACCUCUAUCUAGGGGCGGACAGCAGACCGACAUGUCUGCCUGGUUCAACUUGUUUGCAGACCUGGACCCACUCUCAAACCCUGACGCCAUAGGCAGAAAGCAGGACGAUAUGACGGAUGCAUAAGGAGAUCUGACAAGUCUAGCCAAAACAGCAAUGUAUUCUCAUCUCAUGCUCUUUAGGUUUACAUUUGCCAAUGUUUAUUUAUGCCUUUGUCCAUUUUCUUGAUUGAAAAUGUACAAAUGACUGCAGGAUUAGUAUUACCUACAUCUCAAAAAUUGUUAAUGCUUUAAUUAAGCUAGGUAUUUAAUUACAAAAUGUUAACUGGAUAAUUUAAGGUGAUUUUUUAUUUUAUUAGAACUGGAUGAUACAAUCAUUCAUGAGUAACUGUCUUGUCACAUCUUUCAUGGUUUUCCUGUGCAUGGAAGGCUCAAUGUUUGUAGUUGUACACUUUUCACACAAGUGAGCUCCCUAUAAUUACAUAUCCUUAAAUUCUAAACAUGAACAGUACAGAUAUGUAAGAAAUCUUUGUAGUUCUCAGAUGUUCAUAUAUUGCUUUGGAAAAAAAAAAACAAGUGAGAUGACAUAGUUUUGCAUUUCAAUAACAACUCUAGAACAUUUUUUUAUUGGAAGAACAUAUUCCAAAAUACAAAGCUGUAUAGGGGUAUUUUUUAGUUGACUAUAUCAUGAAGAUUUAUCUUACAGUGAAGUAUGUAGUUACACUUUCAAAUCUAGUUUUAAUAAUGCAGAUGAAAUAGCGUUAACGUGUUUCAUUGACCUUUGCAU
This is a messenger RNA of Physella acuta, 2911 nucleotides long. Its product is annotated as islet cell autoantigen 1-like. Gene Ontology annotation, cellular component: Golgi apparatus. The record is from RefSeq and is a predicted model, not a curated record. Gene Ontology annotation, biological process: regulation of transport. Gene Ontology annotation, molecular function: protein domain specific binding. Lineage: Eukaryota; Metazoa; Mollusca; Gastropoda; Physidae.